Molecule: messenger RNA, 348 nt
Organism: Bipolaris victoriae FI3
Lineage: Eukaryota; Fungi; Ascomycota; Dothideomycetes; Pleosporales; Pleosporaceae
Exons: 3
Coding region: 1-348 (115 amino acids)
Source: RefSeq, a predicted model, not a curated record
AUGAUUUGGACAGAAGGACUUUGGGACCAUGCAGUAGAGUACUGUGAAAUCCUGUUUCCUGUUUGUACUUUUUACAGCAAGAAGCACCGGACCAGCAUUUCGAGGUUAAGUAGUUCGGUUACUACUAGUACUAACAUUGCUCAUUCCCGCGGUCUGAGGCACUUGUGCAAAAAAGACAGACCGCAACUCUUCGCAGCCAACACCUCAAGUGGGGACUUUUGGGCAACUAUGCGCUUGGUGCUCAACAACAUUUUUUUCUUUUCGAAGGGCCGACUCUUGGAUUGUGGGAGGCGUGAAACUGGAUUGUUGUUGUUUGUGGGAGCAAGGAAGACGAGAAGCGGUUGGUGA